CUUACCACCACAUACCAACUAAACUCUCUCGAACUCAACUCACGAUCAUUAAAAUUUCCCACGUCUUUCUUAAGAUGGUUUUCCGUAGUACCUCGCGCAAACCGUGUCCUUCUCCUCAAACUAGUGUAUGGUCGAGAAACAUUGCAAACAUCAGUCUUCUGCUUUAACUUGCAAGGGUUUGAAUCGGUUUCAAGGGUCCCACGGAUUUGCGUGUUCUGACGAUCACUUAUCACUUAAGGUGCUCUCCGCCUAAUUGCCGUGGGGAAUGUUGAAAUUCAUUGCAACCAUAUCACGUCGGUGAACUAACAGAGCUUCGACCAAGCACCCCAGCGACAGCACGCAAACAGCCAAGAUCAUACAGAUAUAGGAUACAGUAGCGCCGAUUAAAUACAUGCACAAAACCUCGGACCAAUGGCGCCGGUAGGAGGAGUCCAGGAACUGGAUGAUUUCGGUCUGCCCAUCAGGAAAUAUGUAAGCCCCAAAGAGGGGGAACAAGAUGACGGUAAAACCACGUCAAUUAAUAAGACGAAUGGGACAGCGAAAGAUUCUGGUACUCCAACGAAGGAGACAGAAAAGUUGUCAGAAUCGUCACAAAGUUCAAAUCAUGUAUCGAAAUCAGAAAUAGUAAAAGGGUCAGAGAAAGAGGAGGUAAAUGUCAAGUUAAAACCUCGCACGAAAUCAAACGGAACUUCCGCCGCCAAUAGCGACGACGAAGACUUUCAAGAUGCGCCCUCUACGCCGCAGCCAGAGCUAGAAUCGGAACCAAAGCCACAACCAAAGACAGAACCAGAACCAGAAUCAAUCCCAGAGCCAAAAUCGGGGCCAAAUACCCAACCCGGGCCACAAAUUGUUCAAGAUGUCGACGAAGCAAAGACUCCUCUACCUACUCAAUCCGAAUUCAAGAAAGAGACGAUAGAGGCGAAAGAGGUUGUUGAGACGAAAGAAGCGAAAGAGACAACUCCACCAUCCAAAGAGGAUAAGAAAGAAGGAUCCGACUCCUACGAGAACGUCGAUCUACCACAACCUACAUCCAAACGCAAGAAUACCUUGAGCAAGGACGUACAGGCAAUUUCGGGGCCGUCGAUAAAGCAGAUUGAAGCCAAAAAACAUGCCGACGAAGCUACUAAAGCUUCGCAUGUUGCCCAUAGUCGGGAUGUUAGCCUGGCGAGCACGAAUCACGACGUCUCGGAGUUUUCCCACCAGCAGUUAACAGGGCAUCAUGAAGAGAAAAAAGAUGACGACGAUGACGAGUGGCAGGCCAUGCCAGCCUAUGCACCGUACGAUAUAUAUGAUGACGAUAAUAAAUUAAUAGCCAAAGAACAUAACCCUGACGAGGAUGAUAAUUAUGGGUAUGGUAGCCUCGGCGGCGCUGGAAGGGGUUAUACAAGGGUUCUGGAUGACGAAGACGCAGAGUCAGAAACCAGUAUGGACGACAAUACACGAUACCUGUUCAAAGACCUCAAGAGCACGAGUAUGACGGAAAUGGACGAGGAACAACGAGAUGCCGUUUCCCAGCUGCAAGCUACGAAAGAUUUAUUAACAGAAGGGCAGAGGAUAGCAUACGUUGGGGUCACCCGUCUAGAACUCUCCGAGAUGAUCAAGGAAGCAGAAAACCUUAAUUCGUCGAAGAGAAUAAAGAAGGAUGUUCAGAUGGCAGCCGAAGCACUGAAGAUGUGGUCUCAGAAAAUCAUGGUUCGGCUCUACGCCCACAUGGAAAUAAGCCCCGCGGAACAAGUAAUGAUCGAGCAGUUGGCCGAUCACGGUGUUAUACCCAAAGAUCUAACGCCGGCCCUUAUGCAGAACUCGAGGGUUAAAAAUCCGAUGGCAGAGGAAUCGACGCCGUCUUCAACACCAACAUUUUCGUUAAAGAGCCCUCGGUCGUCUAUUUCGACGUCUCCUGGGAGAGAGAAAUCCGCAGAGCCGCCACCACCCUAUGAGAGCCAUGAAGGUGAAGAAAUGCCAGAAGUGAGGACGCCCUCACAAUUGCCGAGUAGUGACAAGAUUGAUAUCGAUUUGCGGUGGACUGUCCUUUGCGAUCUCUUCCUCGUGCUAAUUGCUGAUUCAAUUUACGAUGCUCGAUCUCGUGUGUUAUUAGAAAGAGUGGGACACAAUUUGGAUGUGCCUUGGAUAGAUAUCUGCAGAUUUGAGAAGCGUGUUACUGAUGCUUUAGAAAUGCAACAACAAGCAGAGAAAGAAAACUGGAACGAGGAUGAACAUCUCGAGAACAGGAGGAAACUCGCUCAAAAGAGACGAUACGUCAUGAUGGGUUUGGCUACCGUCGGAGGUGGUUUAGUCAUCGGUCUAUCUGCCGGACUCCUAGCACCCCUCAUUGGUGCUGGUCUUGCUGCGGGCUUUACGACGAUUGGAGUUGGCGGUACGAGCUCGUUCUUAGCUGGUGCUGGAGGAGCAGCUAUCAUCACUUCUGGCGCCGCCGCUUCUGGUAGUUUCAUGGGUGGUAAAGCUGCAGGUCGACGAACCGGUGCUGUGAAAACCUUCGAAUAUCGCCCGCUACACAACAACAAACGUGUUAAUCUAAUUGUGACCAUUUCUGGAUGGAUGACGAGCACAAAUGAUGACGUCCGUUUGCCUUUCAGUACUAUCGACCCGGUAAUGGGCGAUAUUUACUCAAUUUUAUGGGAGCCAGAGAUGUUAACCAGCAUGGGUGACACCAUCAACAUUCUGGCGACCGAAGCUCUUACUCAAGGAUUACAACAAGUUCUUGGCAGUACUAUCUUGAUCAGUCUAAUGGCAGCCCUUCAGUUACCUGUGGUCUUAUCCAAACUAGCAUACUUGAUCGACAACCCCUGGGCCGUAUCCCUAGACCGCGCAUGGGCUUCUGGCCUUAUUCUAGCCGACUCAUUGAUUGACAGGAAUUUGGGUACUCGACCUAUCACCUUGGUCGGUUAUUCCCUCGGGUCGCGCGUUAUCUUUUCCUGCCUUCUAGAAUUGGCUCGAAAGGGUGCUUAUGGGCUAGUCCAGAAUGUCUACAUUUUUGGAUCGCCUAUCGUUGUCAAGAAGGAGGAAUUCGUCAAAGUCCGUACCGUCGUAGCCGGUAGGUUCGUAAAUGGAUACAACAGGGCGGAUUGGAUUCUGGGCUACCUCUUCCGUCUAACCAACGGUGGAAUUCGCCGCGUUGCGGGUCUAGCGACUGUAGAUGAUAUACCAGGUGUGGAAAAUUUCGACUGCACGGAUUUUGUUGUCGGCCACAUGGAAUAUCGUACGGCGAUGCCUAGACUCCUUAGAGAGUGUGGUUGGCUCGUUGAGAGCGACGACUUUGGCGAGAUCGAGGACCCUGAUCCCGACCGGUAUAGAGAGCGACAGCGCGAGCUCAUCAGUGAGAUCGAAGAAGCUCGCAAGGAAUUAGAAAAGGAAGAACCAACGAAAAAGGGUGGAUGGGGUAUCUUCGGCCGCAAGAAGAAGGGCUCGCGUCAAGAAUGGGAGGUUUACGAAGAUACCAAGAGAGACGGAGAUGUGCCGUCUAAAACGGAAGAUAAGGAGGGCAAUAAUCACGGCGUCCUAUUCGACGUCGAUGCCAUCCGAGCUGAGCUCGCGAAAGAGGAAGAGCUCGAGGUAAAGGAGUUGAAAUCUACACUGCCGCCCAUGAAGCUCGAGUUCUCCCCACCACCGCCCUCGAUCUCGUCGUCUGCUAGCCCCAGGGAUGCCUUCCAUAAGACGAAGAGCACGGGGGAUAUCUACGGGUACGGAAACAGGAGCUCCUCUUUCGAGUAUAGAGUAUCCCAAGAACGUACACCGACAAAGAGCGUCGGAUUCGGUAUCCCCCCACCCCUGGAAGAGAACGAGAUUCAAAUGACCUUCGACACGUCUUACGUGGAAUCACAUCGCGAUGUACCGCCACCUCCACCAGCAAAGGAUUUCGCCCCUUCGCCGUCGCCGUCCGCGCUCUCGAGGCCAGAGAUCAAGAGUUCGCAGACGACGCCGAAUAUUGCGUUGAAAGACCCCUGGGCGGAUGACGACGACGAGGAGUUUGGGAAGGAGAAGGAGAUGACUAUGACUUUUGCUUAAAUAAAUACUUGGCUUUUAGGUAGCGGAGUAGUUUGAGAGAUGAGGAGGAGUAGAAGCGAAAGCGAAGAUGGGAGUAGAGGUGGGAGGUAGCGGGAAGAGCGGUAUAAUAUGGUUAGCUAGGUAUGGAUGUGCUGUAUGAUAGGCACUUGUAAUGUACUUAACCUGAGGCACCUAGUCUAAUGGGUAGAGAUCAAAUACUUGAAUGGUAUCCAAUGUUAUAAACUGA
This is a messenger RNA of Annulohypoxylon maeteangense, 4249 nucleotides long. RefSeq names its product DUF726-domain-containing protein. The transcript is spliced from 2 exons. NCBI's taxonomy places the organism in Eukaryota, Fungi, Ascomycota, Sordariomycetes, Xylariales, Hypoxylaceae. The record is from RefSeq and is a predicted model, not a curated record. Bases 412 to 4023 code for a protein of 1203 amino acids.